Mya arenaria is the source of this 3362-nucleotide messenger RNA. Its product is annotated as vacuolar protein sorting-associated protein 52 homolog. Gene Ontology annotation, cellular component: GARP complex. Lineage: Eukaryota; Metazoa; Mollusca; Bivalvia; Myida; Myidae. Gene Ontology annotation, molecular function: syntaxin binding. The record is from RefSeq and is a predicted model, not a curated record. Bases 39 to 2147 code for a protein of 702 amino acids. Gene Ontology annotation, biological process: Golgi to vacuole transport; endocytic recycling; retrograde transport, endosome to Golgi. The transcript is spliced from 19 exons.
GUAUGUUUGUUGCGAAGUUCGGGAACCACUAAUACAACAUGGAGGCCGAAUUGACGUUUCAUGAUCAACAAAAGGAGCUGGCGGAGAUUGGACUAAGCUUAGGAGACCUAGAUAUCACCAGUGAUGACUUUCUGUUGGAAGAAGUUGAUGUUCACAUUCAAGAGAACUUGGAAGAUGAAAUAGUGAAGGAAGCACUGAAAACUGGUGUUGACCUGCGACAGUAUUCCCGACAAAUUGAGUCUGAACUCCUCCAAGUUGAGAAUGCCUCAAUACAGGACUACAUAAAGGAGGGUGAGAACAUAGCGAGCCUUCACAAGCAGAUAGCUGCAUGUGACACCAUUCUGGAGCGAAUGGAGGAGAUGUUGAAUGGUUUCCAGUCAGAUUUGAGCAGCAUCAGUACGGAGAUACAGUCUCUUCAGGAGCAGAGCGUCGCUAUGAAUGUCAAACUUAAAAACAGACAGUCAAUUCGAGGAGAGCUGAGUCAGUUUGUGGAUGAGAUGGUGAUUCCAGAGAGCAUGAUCAAACACAUCCUAGAUACGGCCGUCACAGAGCGUGAGUUUUUGGAACAACUACAUGAGCUGAACCACAAGAUCAACUUUGUUAAGGAGCAGUCAUUCAGAGAUGCCAAGUCAUCCCUGGAUGUCAGAGAUAUACUGGAGAAACUCAAGAUCAAGGCCAUAACAAAGAUCCGAGAGUUCCUUCUACAGAAGAUUAACUCUUUCAAGAAGCCCAUGACCAACUACCAGAUACCGCAGAACACCAUGCUCAAGUUCAGAUUUUUCAAUGAGUUCCUGCUUGGUAAUGAGCGACAUGUGGCGAAGGAGGUUCGUGAUGAAUAUGUGGACACAAUGAGCAAGAUUUACUUCUCCUACUUCAAGGGCUAUCUCAGCAGGCUCAUGAAACUGCAGUUUGAAGAAGGGGCUUCAAAGGAGGACCUCAUGGCAGUCGAUGAAACAACAAAGAAAGGUUUCUUCAGUAGUAAAACCAGUCUGAAGAAUAGGUCGACUGUGUUCACUAUCGGAAAGCGAGGGGACAUUCUUACCACAGAGCUAGAGGCCCCUAUCAUUGUACCUCAUGCAGCACAGAAGUCUGACAAUAGGUACACAUUUGAGAGCCUGUUCCGCAGCCUACAUUUUGCGUUAAUGGACAACUCUAGCCGAGAGUACCUCUUCCUUACCGAUUUCUUCAUGGCCUCUGAGACGACUGCCAUCGACCUUUUCAAUGUUGUCCUGGGAAAAACAUUGUCAAUAUACUUGAAAGGCAUGGAGGAGCAUAUAAAUGAUUGUUAUGACUCCAUCGCCAUGUUCCUGUGUAUCCAUAUUGUACAUCGGUACAGAACAGUAAUGGCAGACAGGGGCGUACCAUCGCUAGAGAGGUACUUUGAAAGCCUGCUACAUACGCUGUGGGUGAGGUUUGAAUUCAUCCUGGUCCUAAACAUCCAGAGUGUACGAGACUGCGACCCUGAGAAACUUGGCACCAUUGAUGCAAGGCCUAACUAUAUAACCCGAAGGUAUGCAGAAUAUUCAGCUGCAAUCCUAGGCAUAAACCAGUCUUACCCGGACGAGCGUGUGUACCGAAUACUAGACCAGCUGCAGACGGAGGUAGAGAACUUUAUCCUGAAACUGGCGGCAGAGUUUCCCCACAGGAAGGAGCAGCUCAUUUUCCUCAUAAACAACUACGACAUGAUGCUGGGUGUGAUCUCUGAGAGAACAUCAGAGGAUUCGAAGGAAUCUGAAAGCUUCAAGGAGCUGCUAACGGCGCGUACCCAUGAGUUUAUAGACGAGGUGUUAACUCCGCACUUUGGCGGCAUGAUCAUGUUUGUGAAGGAUUGUGAGGGCCUCGUGGAGCGGGGAAACCUGGAUGCAUUGAAAACUGAGGAGAGAAGAGUCUCCCAAAUUGUACGAGGGUUUAAUGCUGACUGGAAGAGAGCGCUGGAGUAUAUCAACCAGGAAGUAAUGAGGUCCUUCACCAACUUUAAAAAUGGCACGCAAAUAUUGCAGGGGGCGUUGACCCAGCUGAUCCAAUACUACCACCGGUUCCAGAAAGUUCUCAACCAGGGCUCACUCCGACACCUCCAGAUCCGGAACGAGCUUAUCAAUAUACAUCAUGUGAUGGUCGAGGUGAAGAAAUACAAGCCUACCUUCUAGAAUAGUGGACUGCAAUUUACCCAUUGUCAUAAGUCACAAUACAAGACUAGUCUGUUUCUGAAAUAGGCAUUCGUAAACAGUGUGUACUCUGUCAGCUCAAGAUAUGGAACAGGCUUAACGAAGUCUUAACUUGAUGUCAUAGAAGAGACAAGUCAAGAAACACAUGCCUGCAUUCUGGCAUCGUGGACUGCCGCCUUACUUAUUGGUCACACUAUGUAAGCCAAUAGUCUAGUACGGUCUUCAUACACAAGACCACAUCAUAAUAUUGAAAAUGGCCAUUCUCAACCAGGCUCCAAAUUCUGAAUGAACUAAAAAACAUAAAAUCAGGGCCAAAUUCAACAUUUUAUGGUAGAGAUUUACUUGGUAAUUAUUGAGGUCUAGAAAUAUUGAAAAAACCUACAUUCUUACCAGGUAAGAAAGUGUUAAGUCACAAUAUAUUCCCCUUUAACCUAUGGCUGAAAUUGCCAUUUUGUGAUGUAAUAUUCUUCUGAUUCAGUGGGUGGUUUUCCCCACCAUUUUAUGGAAUGGGAUUAGGGCCUUCCCCCAAAAUAGUUUGGGGUCCGUUUAUUUCUAUUUUCAAAACAUAACAUUGUGAUUGUACACAUCUUGCCUGCACGAGUGACUUAGCUACCUUAGUUUAUUUAGGGAGUUACUUCAUUUUUCAGGCAUUGGUGGAUAUGUGAUGAAUUUAAUUUAGGCAAGGAAUUUUUGCCGAUUUGGGACAUUGAAGUUCCCAAUUCAGCUAUAGAGCAUUUGUAUGUGGUGUUCAUCUUUAAAUUUUAAAAUGUGUGGUAAAAUUGAGACUGCCCUGCAACCAAAUACAUAGUUAAAAUGCUCAGUUGUUGAGAUGUAUUAGCCUCCGACCAGUCUUUAUCUAUCUUAUUAUAUUGGUGAAAGAGAAGUGGAUUUGAUAUGCUUUUCUUGAAUAUUAACAUUCCAUUUACAAUUUGUGUAACAAUUAACUUACAAAAGCGGCAGAGCACUGGCAUGCUCAGAUUUGUUGAACAGGGACUAUUUAUUCAUUUGAAAUUGUUUAUAUGUUUAAUGUGCAAUAUUUGAAUGAAUUAUGUUAUUUGACUGAUAUUUAUUGUUUGUUUUAACCUGAGUCUUUUUAUGACUUAUAAAUUGUACAUAUAUUUUUUUAUAAUGUGUCGAUGUCAAAUAAUGAAAUACUGAUGAUGCGAUCUUAAUGAAUAAAAUAAUAAAAUAUGAUAA